AUGUCAUCAACGUUAUUAUUAGAACAACAACAAUCAUGGCUUGUUCUUCAACUUGAUCAAUUAAUUCAAUUGUGUAAUCAACAAAUGAUUGAUAUAGAUAGAAUUCUUAAUAAUGAAACUGUUUCACAAAAUUCAUCAUUACUCGAUAGUUCUAAAAUCAAGUUUACUCUUACAUCUUCACAAAUCGCACAUUUGAUCAAUCAAAAUAAUUUUAAUAUUCGAAAACUAUUAGAUAUUGAACAAAAUUUAAAACAACAAAGCAUACAAGCUCAACAAUUUCGCUUGAAUUCAUCACAACUGGCUUAUUUCUUUGCUCAUCAUCGUAUUGUUAACAAUCAAAGAAUUGUUGGACUUUCUGUUGCCCAACUCAUAGGUAUCUAUGCGUUGCAACAAAGAUCAAAUGAAAAUGAUCAAUCAUUAUUAUUUUCAUUGGAUUAUCAACAAAUCAGGCAGUUAGCUUUAAUUCAAAACAUGACUUUGGAACAUUUUCAUUCAUUACCCACUUCCAAUAAACCUUUACAACUAACACACAAUCAACUGAUUCAUCUUGCUAUGGAAAAUAAAAUAUCAGUAAAACAAAUAGUAUCAAUUCGCAACGAAGAAAAAUCAAAAGUAUUCGAUCAGAAACAACUCUGUAGUUUGAUCAAUCAAAAUAGUCAAGCAAAUACGAUACAAAAGUCUGUUGAUCUUACUCAAUCGAUUGAUAAAUCAUUUCAUAUUCAACAAUAUGUUUAUUUAACUGUCGAACAAAUUUUUUCUCUUGUAAAAUCAUCUAAUAUCAAACUCGAUGAAUUGACAACUUGUACAACAGAACAUAUCAAUAUGAUAGAAUUUCGGUUCAAACCAGAACAACUAGCUACACUAUGGAAUAUAAACAUAUUGACUAAUGAUUUUGAAUACACUACAUCUUUACCAACAUCAUCCUCUCAGUUUAUUCUCAAUGAUGAACAAUUUAGUAGUUUACUUCAUUCAGUUUCAACUUCUAUUCUUUCAACACAAUAUAAAUCAACCAUCAUGACGAAGUCCAAUUUAAAAUCAAUAUCACCAUCUGUUCCAAUAUUACCAUAUUCAUUGUUUCCAUCCAAUAAAUUUAUCAACAUUAUAGCAGGAUCAACUGAUAUACAAAAUCAACUAUACUCUUCUCUUACUGAUCAAUUGACAGCUAUGCAUGAACGACUUAAAUCAAGUAUACAAACUCAUAUUGAAACAGUCGAAAUAGUAUCAAACUCAAUAUUAAAACAUAAUCGUAUUGAAAAUACUCUGAAUCUUGUUCAUCAAUUGAGUCUACAUUCUAUUGAUGAUAUAUCUACUAAAGAAGUAGAAACUAUUCCAUCAUUUAUACUUGAUCUACUCAAAAUAAAUAUAAUAACAGAAAAUAUUUACAAAUCAAUUAAGUACGGUGAAAUAACAUCUGAUAUACUAGAUAAACCUGAUGAGCUUGCUACAAAAUCAAAAGAAAUCAUUGAUUUUAUUGCAAGUGAUAACUUAAAUAAAACAAUAAUCGAAGGUAUUCAAACUUAUAGACUUAGUUUUUCUCAAAUUUAUAAAAUUCAAACACAACUAAUUACUCCGAAACUCAUUGAAGAAUUCAAAUCAGGUCAUCUAUCGAAACGUAUUCUCGAUGCAUAUAAAAGUCAAUCACCAUUACAAAUUAUCAAUAAAGUUCGUUCAUCACUAACACAAUUGAAUAAAUUACUUCUUCAACAAUCAUCAUCAAGUAUUUCUCAGUUCGAUCCUACGAUAGUACCCAUCGUGCAACAGACAGUAACACAAAAUAAUAUCACAACUAAUAAUGUAUUUGAAGUUGACAAAUUAUCACGAACAACUCAACAAAAUCCAAUUAUUAUUUAUCCUAAAUCACCAAUAUUGCGAAAAGAAAUUCUACAAGAACUUCGUGAUCGUCUCGAUAGUCAAUUACUUGAACUUAACAAAGAAUAUGGUAUUGAACCUAUUAAAGGUAAAGCUUCAAUUCGACAAAUCACUGAUAAACUUCGAACAAUGGCAAUUAUUCAAGAACUUGAAACAUUAAUUGGUCGACAAAUAGAUGAAGUCGAUAUUUUAAAUAUUCUUGAAGGUAACAUAAGUUACAUACUCGAUGAAAUACAAAUAGAUUCUAAACAAAUAAAUAUAUUAUUUCAUCGUAAUAUUCAACAACGAUUAAAUAGAAUUAAUGAAAGAAUUCAAUUAGUUAAUAUUCUUCAAAAUGAUAUCGAAAUUAAAAGAUUAAAACGUCCAAUGAAUCUUGAAGAAUUGACUGCACUUAUUUUUGAAGAUAUUUCAAAAUUUGAAAAACUUACUAAUCUUUAUCUAACAGAAAUUGAUUUACGUAUUAUAUCAAUGAAUCGUUUUUCAUCACUUGAACAAUCUUUAAAUCGUCAAUUAACAGAAUUUGAAUAUCGUUAUUUACUUCAAAAUAAUUUAUCAUAUGAUUAUAUUGAACAAAAACUUCUUCAACGUUCAUUAACAAUAGAAGAACGUAUUGAACAAGAAGAAUUAACUUUACAAUCAUAUCAACAAUUAUUUCCUAAUAAUAAUAUUUCGAUUUUAUCUCAAAAUUUUAUAGACAUUUUAGAACAAGAAAAUAUUAAACUUACUCAUAAACAAUUAGAACAAAUUUUACAAUAUCGUGCACAACUUAUUGAUCAAUAUGAUAUUAUUCAUUCAAUUUCUUCAUUGAUUAAAAAUAUUGAAAAACAACUUAAUCGUUUAUUAACAAUUGAUGAAAAAAAACGUUUAAUACAUGAUGAUUAUUCUAUGAUUGAAUAUAAUAAAAAUUUAAAAUAUAAUAAUAAUAUUAAUGAAAAAAUUCAAGAAAUUCUUCCUAUUACAGCAUCACUAUUAAAAUUAAUUGAAAAUACACAAGAUAAAAAUUUAUUAGAAAAUAUAAAAUAUCUUGAAAAUAAUAUUGGACGAUCAUUAACAAAACAAGAAAUAAUUAUGGUUGCAAAUGGUGAUAUAAUUAGUCUUGAAAAAUUAUUUAAUAAAUCAUUAUCAACAGAAACAAUUAAAUCAAUUUAUAAAAAUCGUUUUAUUGAUCUUAAAAAUGAAUUAAAUCGUAAUUUAACUGAUAAAGAAAUACGUGAUAUUCUCAAUGGUAAAUUAAGUGGUAUUGAAAAAGCACUUGGUCGACAAUUGACAUCUACUGAACGCUUGACAUACAAACCAGUCAAUAUAAUCGAUUUGACUGCAUCUCAACUUACACAUAAUCCAUCGAUUGAUAGAACAAUUCAAGAAUUAGAAGAUGUUUUAGAACGUCGUUUGACAUUAGAUGAAAUUCAAUAUCUAACAGAUCAACAAAAAAAUUUAGUAAAAGUAGAUUUAAAGAAAAAAUUAUCUUCAAAUCAAUUAGAUAUGAAUGAAGUACCAAAAAUACCUUUAAUAGACUUAGAAGAAGAAGAUGAAUCUGAUGAAGAUUUAUUUAUUUUUGAUCGAAUAUUAAAACAACGAAUUUAUUUUACUUUAUCAGAAAUUGAAAAAGCUAUAGGAAAUAAUUUAAAUAGUGAUGAACUUGAACGAUUUGCUAGUUUACAUUUCACUCAAAUCGAACAUGAUUUAGGUAAACCACUAAAUGAUUUACAACGAUCGAAUUUACUCAAUGGAGAUAAAUUAACUAUCGAAAGUUUAAUCGGUCGACAAUUGUCUUCUAAAGAAACAGGACCUCAUAUUGUUGAUAUAACAAAUAUUGAAAGAAUACUAAAUCGAUCAUUAACAUUAGAUGAAUUAACUAAUUUAGCUGGUGAUCGUUUUGAUGAAAUUCGUACAAUACUACAACGAUCAUUUAAACAAGAUGAAUUAAUUGAUUUAUUAAAUGGACAUUAUAGAAAAAUUAUAAAAUUAAUUGAAGAACAAUUAAAUAAACAAAAAGAAGAUGAAUUACAAGAAUUACCUAUUAAUCGUAUACGAUAUUUUGAAAAUAUUCUUCAUCGUAAAUUAUCACCACAUGAAUUACUUCGUUUUGCUGAAAUUCGUUUUGAACCAUUAUCACGUUUACUUAGUAGUGAAAUGAAAUCAGAACAAAUAUUAGAUUUAGCUUCAGGUUAUUAUGAUAAAAUAGAAAAAUUUUUUAAUCGUUCAUUAACAAUAAAAGAAAAAAAUAAUUUAAAAAAAAGUAUAUUAAAAGCUAAUAUUAAAUAUUUAAAUCCACUUGAUGAACUUGAAUAUAUUAUUCAAAGACGAUUAAAUGAACAAGAAUUACGAAUAUAUAUUAAUAAUCAAUAUAAUGAUAUUGAAAUACGUUUAGGUAAAUUAUUAACAGAAAAACAAAUACGAAAUAUUUUACAUGAAGAAUAUGAUACUUCAUUAAUUGAAGUUAAAGAUAUUAUUAAUUAUUUAAAACGAAAAUCAUAUGAUAAUUAUAAACGAACACAAUUUAUUUAUAAUAAACUUAUUAAAAAAAUUGAUCAAGAUUAUAUUGAAUCACCAAAAGAAUCAUUAAUAAUAAAAACUUUAAGACCAUAUAAUGUUUCUUCAACUGUUCAACAAAAACAAUCUGAUAUUGAAUUUCAUCAAAGUACUAUUGAAUUAUUAGAACAAUUAUCAGAUGAUGUACGUAAACAUAAAAUAAUUCAACGAGAAGAUAGUUUAAUAGGUUCACCUAUAUCAGAAAUAUUUCAUCAUAAAAGUAUAUCAAGUGAUGAUGAAUUAAAAAAUGAACAACAAUCAUUAUCUUAUAAAGAACCUAUUUCGACAUCUUCAUCUUCAUCUCAUGAACUUAUUAUAUCUCUUGUUCAUGAAAUUCAACCAAAUAAAGCAUUUGAAAAUAUAACACGUAUUGUUGAAUCUAUUGCUGAUAAAGAACAUAUUGAAGAAAUGACAACAGUAACCAAUGCUAUUGAUAAAUUUCAAGUGAAAAUUUUGCCAAAUGUGGUUGAUAAACCAAGUGAUCGUCAAACAGUAUCAACAUGGUUAUCUAGUCUAAACCAAGAUACAACAUUUUCUUAUUUACCAACAAUUAAACCUAUAGAUAAUAAAUUAAUUAAUCGUGAAAUAUCUUCACCACAAAUUCAUAUUGAUGAUGAUUUAUAUUUGGGUUGGACAUUAUUUAAAAGUAUUGAUCGUCCAGAUUUAGGUUUAAAAGAAGAAAAACCACGUAUAAUUAAUGUUAAACAUUUAGCACAAACUUUUGUUGUUGGUAUUCCUGAAGAAUAUACUGAUAAUAAAACAAAAGCUAUUGCAAAUAAAAUCUACCAAGGUAAAUCUAUACUUCCUCGUUUACCCAAAUCUCGAAUAAUUAAAGAAAUGACUGAAUUUGUUUCACAAUUAUUUCAUAUGCCAAUCAUCAAUGAUGCUACUCAUUUUAUUGUUCCAUCAAGAACUUACAAUGAUAUAAUCGAAUCGAUGGAUAUAUAUGAAUCAGAAAUUACUCAUAUUGAAGAUAAUGAAUUACAAAUGCGUGAUUCACCAGAAACACUUGAAUGGUAUGAAGAAUGUAUUCAACGAAAUGUUCAAAUACAUGCUCAAAUUCCUACUGAAUAUCAACCAUCGAUUGUUUAUUGUCAUACAGGUCGUCAAUCAAUAAUCACACCAGCUAAACGUGCUGAACAACGAAAAAUGUCAAUGGGAGGUGUUAUCGAGAAAUCAAAGGUGAUAUUAGAACAACCAGAAACAAAAGUACCGGAAGAUGUAUCUACAUUUAAUAGUAGUUUUAUUGAACGUCUUAGUCAACCAUUACUUGAUUUUCAAUCUAUAGAACCUGCAUCAACAUCUCGAACGGUAACUGAUUUAAUUAUGCAUACAGUAACAACAUCUCAAAAGACAAAUUUAUUAGAAGCAUUAGAAGAAUUAUUUUCUCAAGAAAAUCUUGAUACAUAUCAAAUAAGUGAAAAUCAUUGGCAAGAUAUAUUUCUUAUAUUACUUAAUUCAUAUCUUCGUUCACAUUCAUUAAAUCGUAAAGAAAUUUUUCAACGAUUAACAGAAAAACUUCAUGAUUUAAGAAAACAAGAACGUCGACGUUCAUCAGAUUUUUAUCCAAGUAUUUCUGUUUUAUCAUUACCAAUUGAUGAAACAAUCAAUAUAUCAAAUGAAUCUGAUAUCAUAGAAUCUAAACAAACAAAUUUUUAUUUUGGAUUACAAUCAUCAUUUGAUAGUACGAAUAGUAGUCAAAGUCCAAAUAAUUCAGAAAAUAAAAGUUUACUAACACUUACAACAGAUCAACAAAGUACUAAUAGUCAAGAAAAGAGACUUUUAUCAACAAAUAACAAUCAUUUAAUACAAUCAUUUGUACCAAAGUCUAAAAUAAUCUCUGAUACUCUUAGUCAUAAGAAGAGUUUUCAUUUGCAAUCAAAUAUGGACAAUGUUAUUAAUACAGUUUCCGUGAAACAUAUCAAUCAAAAUUUAUCAAUUAAUUCAAAUGCUAUUAAUAAACAUCAAUGUUCUUCAACUUCGAUAAAAAAUCGUCGAUAUAAAAUUACUGUUAUGCAUAGUGAUGAACUAUUUGAUAUACCUUCAAAUCAAUGUAAAACAUUAACGGAAUCUACUAAACUUCCUCCAAUUGUACCUAAAAAACAAUCAUUUCAAACAAAACAAACUACAUCAAAGAUUAAUCAAUUACCAUCAUCUUCAUCAAUUACAACUAAACAGAUUCGAAAGAAUAUAUUUUCAGACUUUCGAAACAAAUAA
This is a messenger RNA of Rotaria sp. Silwood1, 6618 nucleotides long. The record is from the annotation of a GenBank genome assembly. Lineage: Eukaryota; Metazoa; Rotifera; Eurotatoria; Philodinida; Philodinidae.